CACGGCCUGGAAAUCCGCCUAAACACCCCCAAAGGCCGCGGCGUCUUCGCAACUCGUCCGAUACCCGCUUACACCCUCAUCGACAUCUCAAACGUCUUGAUCCUCCCGCCGUCUGAUGUCGAGGAACAUGUACGACACACGUUGUUGGAUCAUUAUACGUACACGUGGCAAUAUGAGGGGAGGCCUUCGCAGGCUGUGGUGUUGGGGUUGGGGAGUAUGUUCAACCACCACCGGAACCCAAACGUAGGCUGGACCCGUGAUGUGGAGCAGAUGUGCGUUAGGUAUCAGACAUUGAGGGAGAUUGAGAUCGGCGAGGAACUGUGUAUCUCGUAUGGGAGUAAGCUGUGGUUUGUCGAUACUGACGCCCUUGCCGCUGAGAAUGACGGCGGUGAUGAUGAGGGGUUUCUGGGUAAUAUCGAA
This is a messenger RNA of Saitoella complicata NRRL Y-17804, 420 nucleotides long. Its product is annotated as protein methyltransferase. The transcript has a single exon. The record is from RefSeq and is a predicted model, not a curated record. The annotation marks the transcript as partial. Gene Ontology annotation, molecular function: protein binding. Lineage: Eukaryota; Fungi; Ascomycota; Saitoellomycetes; Saitoellales; Saitoellaceae.